AAACCCUAACCAUCCAUUGGCGCAGCCAUGGAAAAUUGGUGAUAUCUGACACUAUCAUCCAAAAUCAUGAUUAAAAUAUUUAAAAGAAUUAACGGUCCUGAUUUGUGGGGAAGAACAACUCUUGAUUGAUGGGUUUGUGUAGAAACCAAGAGAAGAGACAACUAGACAGUCGGUCUUUUCGUCCAAAAGGCACCUUCUUCUCCUCUUCCUCCUCUCUCAUAGUAAGACAUAGCCAAAUAGUGCCUAUUUCCAUCUUCCCUCUUUCACAUAUCAACUAAUUGUAGUCUUUAACCCAUUUAUUUUUUACCAAAUCCUAUCUAAGAUCCUUCACUUAAUUUCUCUUCUUAGUUUCGCUAAAAGACGAAUCUUUGUUUUCCAUAAAAACUUGAUUACUAGUUUUUGUUAAUUUUCCCAUUUUGUUCUAAUAAUUCAUUUUUUCCCUUUUUCAGUCACUAGUUAAUACCUCUCUUUCGAUCCCCAAUCAAUAUGGCCACAAGAAAUCCUUUGUGCACAAACCCAAAACCUUGUAAGCAUCUUGCCGAUUACAAGCUGAGGCAUGGCUUAAGUGGCUAUCAAUCUCUUCAAAAUUACCUUAAAGCUACUCCAAAUGGAAGAACCAGCAUUUAUACGUGUGAGACAAAGAUACCUAACUGCAGUGUUUGUAAUGGGUAUCAAGGUAGAUUCUUUCUAUGUUUGGUUUGCUCGUCGAUCUCAUGCUCAAGACACACCCUUUUGCAUACCCAAUCAGAGAAUGGUCAUGAUAUAGCUGUUGACAUUGAAAGAUCGGAGCUUUAUUGUUGUUUGUGCAGUGAUCAGGUUUAUGAUCCUGAUUUUGAUAAGGUUGUCGUGUCCAAAAGCAUGAUGGACAUGUCAGAUAAUACUCAGACCUUUAACGAUGGCAUAAGGAGAUCAAGGAAGAGGAGGAAAUUGUAUUCAUUGGUGGAUUUGGAUUUAGAGAAAUCUAGACAGUUGAUUUCGAUGAGGGAUCGGAGGGAAAAAUCCUGUUAUCCUCUGGGAUUAAGAGGAUUAAACAAUUUGGGCAGCACUUGCUUCUUGAACUCUGUGUUGCAAGCAUUACUUCAUGCACCUCCUUUCAGAAAUUACUUCUUGAGUGAUCGGCAUGAUCGUGAAGCUUGUAGGAAAAGAUCAUCAGAUCAGUCAUGUUUGGCUUGCAAUAUUGAUGUUAUUUUCUCAGCUUUGUAUUCUGGGGAUCGGACUCCGUACAGCCCAGCGCAGUUUCUUUACAGUUGGUGGCAGCAUUCAGCAAAUUUAGCUAGUUACGAGCAGCAGGAUGCUCAUGAAUUCUUCAUUUCAUUGUUAGAUGCAAUCCAUGAGAGGGAAGUAAAUGGAAGAACCCUGAGUAAAGAUAAUGGAGAUUGUCAGUGUAUUGCUCAUAGGGUUUUCUCGGGGACGUUGAGAUCAGAUGUCACUUGCAUGACCUGUGGGUUUACUUCAACAACUUACGACCCUUGUCUUGACAUUUCACUUGACAUGGACUCAAGUAUACUGUCUUCCACUGAUGUAGCUAACAAGUCUGUUGGGUUGAAUGAGAACUCAGGCAGAUGUACUCUUUCGUCCUGUUUGGAUUUGUUUACAAGGCCUGAGAAGUUGGGGUCGGACCAGAAAUUUUAUUGCCAAAAUUGUCAAGAAAAACAGGACUCAUAUAAGCAAAUGUCAAUUCAAAGGCUCCCACUGGUGUUAUCUUUACAUGUCAAACGGUUUGAGCAUUCAACAGUUAGAAAAAUGUCAAGAAAAAUAGAUUGGCAUCUGCAAUUUCCAUUCUUCUUAGACAUGACUUCAUAUAUGUCAUCCUCAAUUGUCAGAAAGAGGUUUGGGAAUAGAAUUUUUUCUUUCGAGAAUGAUGAAGCAGAUAUCUCUGCAGAAUUUGAGAUUUUUGCUGUUAUCACCCAUUCAGGAAUGCUAGAAUCGGGGCACUAUGUGACUUAUCUUCGUUUAAGAAACCAGUGGUACAAAUGUGAUGAUGCGUGGAUUACCGAGGUUGAUGAAACAAUAGUAAGGGCUUCUCAGUGUUAUAUGAUAUUCUAUGUACAGAAAAUGUUUUACUGCAAAGCAAACGAGGAUUUGAGUUGCAUACCAAUGCCCCCAAGAAGAGAUCCAUUUCUUCCUAUUGCCGGUUGUUGCUAAAGUGGGGUUCUUGGACUAUGAUUGUUGUUGGUAAUUGGCAGAAUCAGAAAGGACUGAUAAUUUCCUCCAAGGCCAUUUACAUCCCAAUUGAGAUGAAAGAAACAGAAGUUUUCAUGGAUGGAUCGUGCUUUCAGAGAAAAUUGCUCAUCAAAUAGGAAAUCAUAUUUUACUUCUGGAUGAGGGUUGCACUAGGCCAAGAAGAAAUCUCAUUUGACUGCUACAACCAAGGUUGAGCCAUGGAAGAAACAAUUGCCAAGAACCAAGUUGUGGGUUCAUGAAGACUAUCCAUCUAAAAAACCCAUAAGUUGCUGGUUUAAGUUGCACCUACCUAACAUGAUAUUUCAAUGGUUAGACUGUAUGAUUAUAAGUUCUGAGAAAUAUUGCCAGAAAGUGGAGAUUUCUCUACAUGUUUCUGUUCUUUGCAUGACUUUUUCUUGGUAAUUCUUUGACUGCAGGUCAGUCAUGUACUUGAUUAUAUAUUUGUUCAUUUAAAAUUAAUGGAGAAUCAUAUACCCUAUUUAGCGCCUGAAA
Jatropha curcas is the source of this 2676-nucleotide messenger RNA. It is a transcript of the gene UBP22, whose product is annotated as ubiquitin-specific protease 22. The record is from RefSeq and is a predicted model, not a curated record. NCBI's taxonomy places the organism in Eukaryota, Viridiplantae, Streptophyta, Magnoliopsida, Malpighiales, Euphorbiaceae. Gene Ontology annotation, molecular function: zinc ion binding; cysteine-type deubiquitinase activity. Gene Ontology annotation, biological process: protein deubiquitination.